Helianthus annuus (common sunflower) is the source of this 644-nucleotide messenger RNA. RefSeq names its product auxin-responsive protein SAUR50-like. The transcript has a single exon. Gene Ontology annotation, biological process: response to auxin. The record is from RefSeq and is a predicted model, not a curated record. NCBI's taxonomy places the organism in Eukaryota, Viridiplantae, Streptophyta, Magnoliopsida, Asterales, Asteraceae. Bases 142 to 444 code for a protein of 100 amino acids.
CCUUCACUAUAAAACCCUCCUUCAUCUAAUCACCAUCACCACCACCUCACUUCAUCUAAUCACCAUCACCGCCGCCACCACCGCUCCUUCAUCUAACAACCACUCUCUUUUUUAGUUUUUUUUCCUCAUUAUCAUACUAUAAUGGGUCUUAGAAAAUCACAAAACAAACAAACACAAGCAACCGUGCUCAAGAAGUUUAUCAAGAAAGGCUCAAACUUUAGAGAUGAUGAAGGCUACCCAACCGACGUCCCUAGAGGACACUUUGUCGUGUACAUUGGAGAUACAAGAAGUCGAUAUGUUGUACCCAUAUCGUGGCUACAUCACAAGGGCUUCCAAAGCUUACUACAACGGGCCGAGGAAGAGUUUGGGUUCAACCAUGAAAUGGGAUUAACCAUUCCUUGUCAUGAACAAGAUUUCUUGUCCCUCUUAUCCGUCAUAGGAUGAAACUACCUUUCAACCCAACCACAUAAUUCUUUUUUUUUAAUUAUUUUGAUUUACUCAUCUUUGGAUGAUGAUUUUGAGCAAAAAUCAUCGUGCUUGUUCCAACUUUUUCUAUUUUUCUCAUGUGGUGGUGUCACCCUUAGAAAAAUACUGUGUAAAUUAAAUAUUUCAAUGUUUGGUCAUUUUAUCAUUCAAUUGCAAAA